This is a messenger RNA of Symbiodinium sp. CCMP2592, 3636 nucleotides long. NCBI's taxonomy places the organism in Eukaryota, Dinophyceae, Suessiales, Symbiodiniaceae. The record is from the annotation of a GenBank genome assembly.
AUGUCGCCCUUCUGGGUUCUUGCAGCCUUGAGCCAUUUGCUCGGAGUCCAGGGACAGAGCCUGCGCGGGACUUUGCACAAGUCUGCGGCUGAUCCGGAAGAGACCGCCACAGUCUUCGACCCGGCAAAUGAGUCGUGGGCCGUGCAGAACCUGAUCUCUUGCCGCUAUGGCGUGAUCUGCCACGGCACGGAGGUUUGGAGGGAUGGCAAGCGCACAUGUGAGGGCACACUUGCAUGCCAGACAGAAGGUGCUGAAGAUGCAAGCUCGGGAGGGGGCAAUGGUGCAUCGGAGAUGAAAGACGGUGCCAACACCACGACUGCAGUUGCAAACCUUUUGGUGUGCCGCUACGGCUCUUACUGUCGAGGUGGCUGGUGGUACCACUAUGGGCGCAGGGAGUGCAGGGGCGGAAUCGUUUGUCGACAUGGCCCAUACUAUGCCAGCUCUGAAACCAGUGAUGCUGCGCUGCUCAGCAAAGAUUCCGAGGCCGGUGACGGUCAAGACAGUGCCAUGGCGGUACUGAGUCCUGUGGAGCCCACGUAUGAUCCCGUGAACGAGUCGCAUGGCUUCAGCAACUUGAUUUCAUGCCGCUUCGGAGUUGUUUGCCGCGGCACGUGGUUGUGGAUCAACGGCGUCCGCAAGUGCAGCGGAGCUCUUGUGUGCAAGUCCGGUUUCAAGGAGGUCAUGAACGUUGGUUCGGAGGUCGAUGCCUCCGACACCGGAUCAAACUUCACCACAAUGAUGCAGGACAGCAGCAACACCACGACUGCAGUUGCAAACCUUUUGGUGUGCCGCUACGGCUCUUACUGUCGAGGUGGCUGGUGGUACCACUAUGGGCGCAGGGAGUGCAGGGGCGGAAUCGUUUGUCGACAUGGCCCAUACUAUGCCAGCUCUGAAACCAGUGAUUCUGCGCUGCUCAGCAAAGAUUCCGAGGCCGGUGACGGUCAAGACAGUGCCAUGGCGGUACUGAGUCCUGUGGAGCCCACGUAUGAUCCCGUGAACGAAUCGCAUGGCUUCAGCAACUUGAUUUCAUGCCGCUUCGGAGUUGUUUGCCGCGGCACGUGGUUGUGGAUCAACGGCGUCCGCAAGUGCAGCGGAGCUCUUGUGUGCAAGUCCGGUUUCAAGGAGGUCAUGAACGUUGGUUCAGAGGUCGAUGCCUCCGACACCGGAUCAAACUUCACCACAAUGAUGCAGGACAGCAGCAACACCACGACUGCAGUUGCAAACCUUUUGAUGUGCCGCUACGGGUCUUACUGUCGAGGUGGCUGGUGGUACCACUAUGGGCACAGGGAGUGCAGGGGCGGAAUCGUUUGUCGACAUGGCCCAUACUAUGCCAGCUCUGAAACCAGUGAUUCUGCGCUGCUCAGCAAAGAUUCCGAGGCCGGUGAGGGUCAAGACAGUGCCAUGGCGGUACUGAGUCCUGUGGAGCCCACGUAUGAUCCCGUGAACGAGUCGCAUGGCUUCAGCAACUUGAUUUCAUGCCGCUUCGGAGUUGUUUGCCGCGGCACGUGGUUGUGGAUCAACGGCGUCCGCAAGUGCAGCGGAGCUCUUGUGUGCAAGUCCGGUUUCAAGGAGGUCAUGAACGUUGGUUCGGAGGUCGAUGCCUCCGACACCGGAUCAAACUUCACCACAAUGAUGCAGGACAGCAGCAACACCACGACUGCAGUUGCAAACCUUUUGGUGUGCCGCUACGGCUCUUACUGUCGAGGUGGCUGGUGGUACCACUAUGGGCGCAGGGAGUGCAGGGGCGGAAUCGUUUGUCGACAUGGCCCAUACUAUGCCAGCUCUGAAACCAGUGAUUCUGCGCUGCUCAGCAAAGAUUCCGAGGCCGGUGACGGUCAAGACAGUGCCAUGGCGGUACUGAGUCCUGUGGAGCCCACGUAUGAUCCCGUGAACGAAUCGCAUGGCUUCAGCAACUUGAUUUCAUGCCGCUUCGGAGUUGUUUGCCGCGGCACGUGGUUGUGGAUCGACGGCGUCCGCAAGUGCAGCGGAGCUCUUCUGUGCAAGUCCGGUUUCAAGGAGGUCAUGAACGUUGGUUCAGAGGUCGAUGCCUCCGACACCGGAUCAAACUUCACCACAAUGAUGCAGGACAGCAGCAACACCACGACUGCAGUUGCAAACUUUUUGAUGUGCCGCUACGGGUCUUACUGUCGAGGUCGCUGGUGGUACCACUAUGGGCACAGGGAGUGCAGGGGCGGAAUCGUUUGUCGACAUGGCCCAUACUAUGCCAGCUCUGAAACCAGUGAUUCUGCGCUGCUCAGCAAAGAUUCCGAGGCCGGUGACGGUCAAGACAGUGCCAUGGCGGUACUGAGUCCUGUGGAGCCCACGUAUGAUCCCGUGAACGAGUCGCAUGGCUUGAGCAACUUGAUUUCAUGCCGCUUCGGAGUUGUUUGCCGCGGCACGUGGUUGUGGAUCAACGGCGUCCGCAAGUGCAGCGGAGCUCUUGUGUGCAAGUCCGGUUUCAAGGAGGUCAUGAACGUUGGUUCAGAGGUCGAUGCCUCCGACACCGGAUCAAACUUCACCACAAUGAUGCAGGACAGCAGCAACACCACGACUGCAGUUGCAAACCUUUUGGUGUGCCGCUACGGCUCUUACUGUCGAGGUGGCUGGUGGUACCACUAUGGGCGCAGGGAGUGCAGGGGCGGAAUCGUUUGCCGACAUGGCCCAUACUAUGCCAGCUCUGAAACCAGUGAUUCUGCGCUGCUCAGCAAAGAUUCCGAGGCCGGUGACGGUCAAGACAGUGCCAUGGCGGUACUGAGUCCUGUGGAGCCCACGUAUGAUCCCGUGAACGAGUCGCAUGGCUUCAGCAACUUGAUUUCAUGCCGCUUCGGAGUUGUUUGCCGCGGCACGUGGUUGUGGAUCGACGGCGUCCGCAAGUGCAGCGGAGCUCUUGUGUGCAAGUCCGGUUUCAAGGAGGUCAUGAACGUUGGUUCAGAGGUCGAUGCCUCCGGCACUGGAUCAAACUUCACCACAAUGAUGCAGGACAGCAGCAACACCACGACUGCAGUUGCAAACCUUUUGGUGUGCCGCUACGGGUCUUACUGUCGAGGUGGCUGGUGGUACCACUAUGGGCGCAGGGAGUGCAGGGGCGGAAUCGUUUGUCGACAUGGCCCAUACUAUGCCAGCUCUGAAACCAGUGAUGCUGCGCUGCUCAGCAAAGAUUCCGAGGCCGGUGACGGUCAAGACAGUGCCAUGGCGGUACUGAGUCCUGUGGAGCCCACGUAUGAUCCCGUGAACGAGUCGCAUGGCUUCAGCAACUUGAUUUCAUGCCGCUUCGGAGUUGUUUGCCGCGGCACGUGGUUGUGGAUCAACGGCGUCCGCAAGUGCAGCGGAGCUCUUGUGUGCAAGUCCGGUUUCAAGGAGGUCAUGAACGUUGGUUCAGAGGUCGAUGCCUCCGGCACUGGAUCAAACUUCACCACAAUGAUGCAGGACAGCAGCAACACCACGACUGCAGUUGCAAACCUUUUGGUGUGCCGCUACGGCUCUUACUGUCGAGGUGGCUGGUGGUACCACUAUGGGCGCAGGGAGUGCAGGGGCGGAAUCGUUUGUCGACAUGGCCCAUACUAUGCCAGCGCUGAGGAAAGCCGCCCCCUGAGCAGGGCAGCUCCACUUCUAAGUCCGGGCUCCGUCCGGCGAUAG